Molecule: messenger RNA, 281 nt
Organism: Drosophila melanogaster (fruit fly)
Lineage: Eukaryota; Metazoa; Arthropoda; Insecta; Diptera; Drosophilidae
Exons: 1
Coding region: 48-209 (53 amino acids)
Source: RefSeq, marked reviewed
UUGGACCCAACCGCACGGUUUUCAAAGUUUGCAAAAAUAUCUGAAUAAUGCCACCACCACACGGAGGACCCGGAGGCCAUGGACAUGGAGGACCGCAUCAUGGCGGACCCCCGCAUCAUGGAGGCCACCAUGGACCGCCACAUCACCAUGGACCGCCCCAUCAUCACCACGGACCUCGUCCCUGCUGCCUUUGCUGCACAAUUUCAUAAGAAUUUAUAAAGGAAUUUAUUAAAGAUUGUAGUUUUAAGAACCCUCACGUAAUAAAUACGAAUGCCCCGAAG